AUGAGUGAGGCAGGGCUCCGGCCCCCUCUGCUCCUCCUCCUGCCGCUGGUGGCUGUCACCGCCUCCCUCGCUGGGCCGCACGGCAACGCCUGCCCGGCCCCAUGCCAGUGCCAGCGGGGGCUGCUCAACUGCAGCAGGGCCGCCCUGCCCGCCGGGCUCCACUGGCUGCUACCGCCUGGGCCUGCCGCCCGCAACCAGACCUUCUUCUUCCUAAUUCUUAAGGACAAUGACUUAAGCAAACUGCAGAAAGAUUCACUCGAGGGCUUGCUGUCGCUAAAGCACCUGGAUUUAUCCUGCAACAAAAUCCUGUUUAUUGAGAAACAUGCAUUCGAGCCUCUACCUUUUUUGCAGUAUAUAAACCUCGGCGGUAAUCUCAUUACAGAGCUUCGUUACGGGACAUUCCAGGCCUGGCAUGGGAUGCAGUUUUUGCAGAAGUUGGUCCUAAGCCAUAAUCCAUUGUCAAUCAUUGCUGACACGUCAUUUUUUGAAUUGCCCUCACUGAAAUAUCUGGACCUAGGUGCCACACAAGUGACUCAAAAGACAUUUCAGACUCUUCUCAUGACAUCACUCCAGUUAGAAACACUAAUACUGCCCAACAACAUGGCUUGCUGCCUCUGCCAGAUGAAAGAGAAUAUUGAAAUUCUGUGUAAGACAAUCAAGUUACACUGUGAACACUUGUGUGCCACCAACUCCUCCCUGUGCGUUCCUGAAGAACCUUUAGAAAAGAUGCAAGAGGAAUUAAUGAAAGUGUUACAGUCCAGGAAACUGAAUGCCAGCAUCGUGUUAAAUCUUGAGCCUGAGGAACCUUUACUCACCAACAGUGAUGAUGAAAUCACGAUGCUUGCAGAUAGCCAGUAUCAACCUAAGAUUGAUAUUGAUCUUAAUAAAAAAAGUCCUGCUUUGACUGAUGCUGUCUUGGAGAACCCAUCUGAAAACAAUGACUCUUCGCUGGAUGAUAUCUUACCCAGCAUACACCAAGCCAAUGAAACACACUGGAAGCAUCGAAAAGAGAGCGCUGGUUUUCCAUAUACACUUAGUGGUUCCUCAUCCCUGGAUAAUUACUCUGUUCAAGGAGACCUGUUUGAAGCUGAGCUGAAUAAUCGAUUGCGCUCCCUCAUCCCAAACCAAGCUGUGAGAAACCUUAUCUCCCAUGUGAUCCGAACCCUGAAAAUGGACUGCACUGAGCCCAGGGUGCAGCUGGCCUGUGCGAAGCUCAUCUCCAAGACAGGCCUGCUCAUGAAACUGUUCAGCGAGAGAGAAGAUAUCAAAGAAACCUCCUCUUUGUGGCGAACGUACCUCUGGGAAAACAGGAACGCGCCCAACGAGAGCACCCACCAGAGGAAAACCAGCAAGAAAGAUUCAGAGGAGUUAUCCCCAGAGCCUCCCCAAUACAGCUACGGCAACAAGCUGCUGCUGGCGAUAUCGGUGACGGUGGUAAUAAUGAUUAUUAUUGCAGUGAUUUGUCUCAUCGAGGUAAGCCAAAAAAAUCCAUUUGUUGCAUGGCCAUUGUUUCAGUCAUCCUCGCAGCACUGUGUAGGAGAAUCCCUUCGAACAGUGUUUCCAACUGUGCCAGGAGUUGACACUACAGCACAGGAUAAAUGUCUCUGUGCUGUCUUCCAGCUCCCUGGUGUAUCAGAGUCUUCAAGUAUGGAGAAACCGCUUUGGCUUAGAGACAUGUAUCUCCCACUGGAUUCUAUACGUAAAAAAUCCAUGGCCCAGAAGUUAUAUGACAGAGAGUCCUCGGAUGAGGAAGAAAUUUUCAACAGGGCUGAUGUAAGGUAAAUCAGGGAAUAUUAGCACUGCCUAGAGUUAUCACUGCGUUUCCUCGAGCUCCUGCUUUGGGGCCACAUCAUCCCCCAUCCAUGCAGGGACUAGGAGGCUCUGGGACUUCCCCUUUGCUAUCUUGCCAUCAGAUCAUCCCUGGAGAUGUCCCAUGAUGCACUGGGAGAAUGCCCAUUUUGGGACAGCUCCAUAGGGCAAGGGCAGUUGCUUUUGCCCAUCCUCAAAGCCAUAUUGCAGUGCUCCUCUCCACAUGUGAUCCAGAGUCCCCAUAUGGGCUUGAAAAGAGAACAUGACACAGAACUGCCAUCUCUUCAGGCUGACCCUUCAUGCUCCUCAUCAGCCCCAUGUGGUGGGACCAGAGGUAUCCCUGAGAUUAGAGAGAAGGGAAGAGCAUAAUGCCGAGCUGCUGCUGCUCCUCCACUCUGCUCACGUGAGUGGGGACAGAGCACAGGGGCUUUAGGCCUUUUCAGAGGAUAACCCCUUGUCAUCUAAAGGUUGUCAUUACAACUGGCUCGUUGCCAUGGCGCUCAGCUUCCAUCUCCACUUCUCGGUAAACAAAUAAGGGUUUUCAUGGGACUUUCUCUUCUACAAGGAUGAGAACAAGCCACUGAGCUGCUAGAAGUAUAUGAGCAGUUGUUCAGUUACGCCUACUUUCGGCUGGCUAGGGUGGAGGCCUGUGAGAUCUCUUUUACUCUCAGUGGUGUACACGACUUGAGCUUUAGCUCUGAUCCAGCAAAGCCCUUACGCAGCACUGCUGAAGUC
This is a messenger RNA of Gopherus evgoodei (Goodes thornscrub tortoise), 2544 nucleotides long. RefSeq names its product leucine-rich repeat-containing protein 37A2-like. NCBI's taxonomy places the organism in Eukaryota, Metazoa, Chordata, Testudines, Testudinidae. The transcript is spliced from 11 exons. The record is from RefSeq and is a predicted model, not a curated record. Bases 1 to 1782 code for a protein of 593 amino acids. Gene Ontology annotation, molecular function: protein binding.